ACAAAUCAGCAGAUCAGGCUGGAGCACUGAUACAAAUAUACAAUGGAGAAGGGAGACAGAGUGAAGGUAGCAGCUCUUACACUCGCCUCUUGCGCCACGCUUGCAAUCUACAUUUUCUUAGCGUCCAAACUUCAUCAUCGUAAAAGACGAAGUCGUAGAAAUCCUUCGUCAUCACCUCCUCCGUGUUAUCUCAGAGCAGAACCCAAACCUCAGUACGAUUUCAAACGUGUCUUGGCCGAUAACUCUUAUUCUCACUUCCAACACCUCAGCCUCCAUCCCGCCAACACCUCCACCGCCGAGAAAUGCACGAGUUUGCAUCCAUACAUGGCAGAGAUUUCGGCAUUGCUGAAGGAGCCGAAUCUGAAGGCUUUGGAGAAUUAUAAUGAGAAUUUGGAUGAAUUAAAGAGCCGUGGUUCGUAUGUUUGGGUGGAAACUGGGUCACAGUUGCAGGAGUUGGCUGAAGUGUUGAGUGGGGAAAGGAUAUUUGGUGUAGAUGUGGAGCAUGAUAGUGUGAGAUCCUUCUUAGGUUUGACCUGCUUAGUUCAGAUAUCAACAAAGAGGGAGGAUUAUCUUGUUGAUGCAAUAGCCCUCCAUGACUUGAUGGGCAUCCUUCGGCCUAUAUUUGCUGAUCCAGGGAUUUGUAAGGUAUUCCAUGCAGCUGAUAAUGAUGUUCUCUGGCUUCAAAGAGAUUUUCAUAUUUAUGUUGUUAACCUAUUUGACACUGCAAAGGCAUGUCAUGUUUUGUCUAAACCGCAGAACUCAUUGGCAUACUUGUUGAAAACUUAUUGUGGUGUCAUUACAAAUAAACAAUUGCGAAGAGAAGAUUGGAGGCAACGUCCUCUGCCAGAAGAAAUGCUGCAUUAUGCUAAAAAGGAUUCACACUAUCUGAUGUACAUUGCGUGUUGUGUUUAUAAGGAGCUGAAGAUACACGAUUUAGAAAGUUCACCAUGUCUCAAAAACAAAUUGACUUUUGUUCUUGAGGCCACUAGUCGUUCCAAUGCAACUUGUUUGCAACUAUUCUCAAAAGUGAUUGAAGCAUAUCCGGGAUACUCUGCUGCUUCGUCAAUAAUUUCUCGAUGUCAUCGGUACCAAGGAAAUCUCCCUUCCAACUUUGUCAAUGCAAAGUUUCAUGACCUUGUGAGCAGACUGUGUGCAUGGAGAGAUAUUAUGGCUCGAGUUCAUGAUGAAAGUUUAAGGUAUGUUUUAUCUGAUCAAGCACUUGUUGCACUAGCAGCUAAAGCCCCUACAGAUGUUAGAGAUAUACGCAAAAUCAUAUCUCAAUCCCAUCCAAGUGUGUAUCACAUAUCAUCAUUUCAAUCUCCAUCAUCUCUAGCUUGUAGUCAUAUGGAAUACUUUAUGAGUCACUUAUUUCAAGAUGAAGUAGGUGAGGAUGAGGAAAGCCUUCUUGAAAUCCUUCAGAAAUGCUUAGGUGUUAAUGGAAGUUGUCCUCUCUUCGCCUAUAAUAUUGCUUUGUUAUCUGAAAGUAGCUUGGAAGUAGCCGACAGAUCUGUGGUUAGAAAUAAAUCCGCAAAAUCGUCUCUGGCUCGGAAGGCUCUUCAAGAGCUGUUUGACAAAACACAGCAUUGCAAAUCUCCAGUCUAUGACAACUGUAGGAUCUAUACAAGUGAUGGUCGGUUUUUAAGUUUCUGUGGCCGUAGAAAACUCGAGUGGUAUCUAAAGAAGAGUUUGGCAAAACUUGUUGAAGAGGACCCUCCUGCUAUAAUGCUUCUGUUUGAACCCAAACGACGUCCAGAGGAUAAGGAGAAGGACUUGUGUUAUGAAAAUAAGAAAAAUGUGUGUGUUCGAUGUGGUGAAGGUGACCGUUACUUAAGAUACCGUAUUAUACCUUUGUGCUACAUAAAGCACUUCCCGGAACACUUUAACAGUUACAGAUACCAUAAUCUUGUUCUCCUUUGUGUGGACUGCCACGAAAUUGCUCAUGCUGCUGGUGAAAGAUACAAGGAGAAGAUAGCUGAAGAGAUUGGAAUACCACUUUUUGUUGGUAAAGAUGUUGAUGGUUCUAGCCAGAAUAAGAAACACACCCCACCAGAUUUUGUUGUUUCAGAUCAUAAUAAUAAUAAUAAUAAUAAUAAUAAUAAUAAUAAUAAUAAUAAUAAUAAUAAUAAUAAUAAUAAUAAUCAAGAGUCCAAUACUGACAUCAUAUGUAAUCCAGUUGUAUCAGAAAAUGGGAAUAUCUCUACUGCGAGUGAUUUAGUUGUACAAAGUGACGAGAGUGUUUCUUCUGAACAGUCAAAGGAAUCAAUGUUUGGGCAUGGACCACAUGGGAAGCGGGUUGUGGAAUUUAUACUCAAAGAACAUGGGGACGAGGGAAUUCGUGAAUUUAUUCAGAGAUGGAGAGGAAAUUUUGUAGAAGCCAUUCAUCCCCGUUUCCUGCCUGCACGUUGGAAUACAAAGCACAUGUUUGAUUGAAUCCUGUCCUACGAUAUAAUGUUUGUGAUAGGUAUACAUACAACACACAAUAUGUAUUAUCUUAUAAACAACAACACUUACGUAAAAGAUACUCCGUAACACAUUUCUUGUUUCUUUAACUAAGAAAUGUUGAUUGAUGCGGUGAUGCCAUGCUCUUUCACAAGCGAUAUUAGUUUCUA
This is a messenger RNA of Cuscuta epithymum, 2609 nucleotides long. The record is from the annotation of a GenBank genome assembly. NCBI's taxonomy places the organism in Eukaryota, Viridiplantae, Streptophyta, Magnoliopsida, Solanales, Convolvulaceae.